Hypanus sabinus (Atlantic stingray) is the source of this 6854-nucleotide messenger RNA. Its product is annotated as otoancorin-like. The transcript has 28 exons. Bases 1155 to 4427 code for a protein of 1090 amino acids. Gene Ontology annotation, biological process: cell-matrix adhesion. Gene Ontology annotation, cellular component: cell surface. NCBI's taxonomy places the organism in Eukaryota, Metazoa, Chordata, Chondrichthyes, Myliobatiformes, Dasyatidae. The record is from RefSeq and is a predicted model, not a curated record.
UGUUCGUACUUUCCAGCUUCCAGUUCUUUCCUUGGCCGGCACAUUGCGGCUGGGUAUCUGAAAACUGGUAGGGUGAAUGGAUUGAUGGCUCUGGUCAUCGUCUCUACUGCACACCCUUGUCAGGUGGAUUAGUGAGUCAAUGUCUCUUUCAUUUCCGGCAUACAGCUUGAUGUCAUCCACGUACAGGAGGUAGCUGAUGGUCACUCCACUCUGUGCCCAUAUCCACUCUCUGAGAUGAUCUGGCUGAGGGGGGUCAAGCCUAUGCAGAACAGCAGUGGGGACAGUGCAUCACCCUGGUACAUUCCUCAUCUGAUGGACACUCGUGCUAUUGGCUUUGAGUUAACGUCUCGCAUUGUCCUCCAAUGACCCUUUGUGUUCCUGAUGAAGGUCCCAAGUAUCUUGUUGACCUUGUACAGAGACAGGCAUUCCAGAAUCCAUGGGUGGAGCAUUGAGUCAUAUGCUUCGUGGUAGUUGAUCCAGGUUGUGCUUAGGUUUCUUUGCCUGGUCUGGAGUUGCAUGAAUCCUUUGUCUACCUGGUGCUUGGAGCCUCUGGUUCCAUUACCAAUCCUCGUCUGAGCAGGGCUCACAAGUUUACACACAAGCCUUCAGCUUGGUAGCUAUUAUGCCUGAUAGGAGCUUCCAUGUUGUUGACAGGGAGGUUAUCGGCCAGCAGUGUGUGUAUAUAUACAGUAUAUACUGGCUGUAAUUCACAGUUUCUUUUUGUAUUAUCAUGUAUCGCAUUGUACUGCUGCCGCAAAGUUAACAAGUUCCAUGACAUAUGUUGGUGAUGUUAAAUCUGACUCUGAUUCUGAUUAUGCUUUGGCUCUUGGCAGGGUCACCCAUGCCAAAGAGGUCAAAGGGUAGAGGCAUGACUUAUCAGAUGGUCCUCCAGGUUCGGGGGUUCAGCUCAGGGCUAACAACCUUGACAGGUGUUUUUUUUUGAAAGGAAGAACAGCCUGUGGCAGAAUGGUCUCAGUGGGCAGAACCUUUUCAUCCAAGGGGACUGAUCUGAUUCCCAGGAUAGGUGACUCAAGGAUGGGUGUAGGAAGGAUAGAAUAAUAGAGGUUUGGAUUUGUCGUCACAGUCAUCAUCAGCUGACGCAGCCACUGUGAUGCCUCACUAAAGCCAUUCUCCUCCCCUUCACAAUUAAAAGGAUGGAGCUAUUUUCCUAUGCUCGAGCAAGUAAACACCGAGCUCUCAGCAAUUGCAGAAGAGAGAGUGUUGAACCUGCUCUGAAAUUUCAUUUUAACUACGGCCACACAGAAGAGCUUUCACUGUUAAUGUCAAAAUUCGGAGUGUUGACGAGAAUGGGACUGAAAUUUGAUGUCAUCAUCUUCAUUUUCUGCUUGUACCUGAUCAGUCAGACAACAGUGGCUUCUCAAAGAAGUGGUAAAGACUCAAAAAAGAGAUUAGACCAAUGUCAUGGAUGGGAAAAGGAUCUAAGGAACAACCUCAGUGCUCCAGGCAAUAUCACGGAUUUUCUUGAAAGCCUUACAGAAUCGAUCAGCACUCUGAAUCCAGGCUGCGUCAAAUCAUUCAGCCCUAAUGUUAGUCUUUCCAAUCUGAGGAAACUAAUGAAGGUCCUGAAUGAAGAAUAUGAUAACCUUAUUCCUGGUACCAGGAAGCAGAUUUAUAAGUGGGUGGAAGCUAUUUACACAAAAUCAGGACUAUAUGGAAUGAACACGAUGGAAGAAACCAAUGAUAAAGGCCCAAAGGGUGAUCCAGGCAAAGUUAAAGAUCAAGGGAAGGAUAAGGAUAAGGGGAAGGGUAAAGGCAAUUGGAUUACUCUCGAUGUUUUGAACAUACUUGGUCGUUUCAUUGUCCAAGCCCCCACAUCGACUUUCAAGAGUAUUGCACAAGGUGAAACAAGUGCGAUAUGUCAGCUUUUCAACUUUUCAUCCGACCUUUUAGACAAGCUCUUUGAUCUUACACCAGUACAAGCUCGCAUUCUUUUCAAAGGACUCAAAGCAUGCAACAUUAACAUCAGUGAAGACACAGUAAUUGCCAAACUUGGUCAACUAGCAUGCUUCUACCCUGUCAAUCAAGUGAAUUCAUUUAAUCACAGAGCAGUAAUGACUUUGCAGAACAAACUGCUCAACUGCACAAGGAAGAUAAAGGAGAUCUAUCGGAAGAUUGUGGAGAAUGUUACUGUCAAUCAAUUGACUGCUGGGCUAAUAAGAGAACUGGGAUCUGCAGUGGUUGGACUGAAAGUCAGUCAAGUGUCCAAUAUCUCCAAGGAUGCCAUUGCUGGUGCACUUAGUGAACUGAAGGAUAUCAAGGGGUGGUCCAAAGGUCAAAUCAAGGUCCUUGUCAAAAAGUACAAAGAAUCUAAAAAUGUCACAGCUAACGAGUUGAAAAAACUGGGUCUUCUUGUGUCUGGUCUUGAUGCAAAGACAUUUAGCGCGUUCAACGGCCAGGAUCUCCUGGAUGCUUUCUCUCAAAAGGAUGUGGCAAAGUCUCCAAAUGGCAUGUUGCCAGUGCAGAAGUCAUCGAUCGUGGAAGCGAUCUUGGGCUCAGUGAAUAUUGAUUCAGUUCUGCAAUCGCUUCCUGACUUACUGGUGUCGAAGAUUCCAGUUGAAAAAUUGAAUAAGGCUCAGAAUAUUAAUAUUGACUUCUUGAGCCAAGAUAAACCUUGGAACCUGGGUCAGUCUGUUGCUCUAAUUAAUCGGGUUAAAAGCCAACUCAAGAAACCUGAAGAUAUAAGGAAACUGAAGGCUGCUGUCAAAGGAAUUCCAUGCGACCUCAUUGACUCACUGAAAGCUGAUGCAGUGAAGGCCCUAGCAAACAACCCCCAUGUUUCCAGUAAUCAGAUUCGAUGUUCUGCUCGCAACUUCUUUGCAGCCAAGAAGGUCAAUUACUUCAGCACCCUCACAGAGGAAGAUAUUAAUGAGUUCCUGGCUUCAUACUUGACUUUUGAGCCGAAUAUUUUGGAUUUGAAGAAAAUUCCACAGUCCCUGUGCUCCAGUAUCGUUGAGCUGAUAAGCCAGGCUAACUUGUCAAUGCUGCCCACAAAUUCGGAAAGAAGUAUAAGUCUUUUCAAGUACGCCAAGGAUUGUUUGAAAUUUACUGCUUCUUCAUUGACUAAGGAGCAAGGCACCAACUUGGGUUCUCUGGUCUGUGAAUUCAAUAAUCAAGACUUUAAAGACUUGAACAACACGGUCUUCCUUGCAAUAAUUCCUCAACUGCGCCAAUGUGGACGAUUCAGUGAAGAGAAGAAAAAUGCUCUCAGAGAAAAGAUCUUGACAACCUUUUCAUCUAUCUCAAGCUGGACAGUGGAUGAAUUGAUUCUGUUAGGUGACUUGCUGACAGUUCUCAAGCAUGAUGAUUUUAAAAAGAUUCCCAAUGAUGAUGACAUAAAAAUAGCCCUUGAGCAGAUCCUCUCCUCUCACAAGCCUGCCACGAACGUUCCUUCUGAUCAAUUUUCUUCACUUUAUUGGAAGAUCUUCUAUAUCCUCAAUAAGCCAAAGUCCAACAUGAAGAAGCGAUCAACAAAGUGUGAAGAGAUGCUCACCUUUGACAAAAUUGAAGCUCUCGGCGAAGCAAAUAGAAUGUGGACUGUGGCGCAACUGCGUUGCAUUGAGACGGGAGACUUCGUAGAUUCUCUGGACACACUGACUGUGGUCACAGGCUUCAGCAUUGAUCAGCUGGAAGCUUUAAAGGAAAAGGCCUUGGAGGUUUAUGGCAAGAAUAUCAACAAUGAAGUGCUUGCUUCUUUGGAGAAGAUCACACUUGGCUUUACUGAUGAGGAAGUCAAGAAAUAUUUUACUGAACCUGACAUUGAUACCCUUGGUGCAAUCUCAGGAUACAGCAAGUGGGCCAGUAAUGAUUAUUCCUCACGAGCCAAAACUAUCUUGAAGAACUUUAUGAAAGGUCGUGCAUUCAGUAAUCUGACUAGUACAGAUCUGGUUGGACUGGGUUACUUCCUUUGUGCAUUUAGUUCAGAUGAGAUCAAGGACAUUGACGUCGCUGCCUACAGAUCUGCUGCCAGGGAUAUUGGGAGUAUAAUGUGUCCUAAGACAGAAACUCUCACUGCUUUGAAAGAAAGAGCAGUCCAGGCAUUUUCCAAUGUAGGAAAUUGGACUGGAGCACAGCUACAGGAGAUAGGAGUCGUAGCAGCUGGAUUAAAUGCAGUAGAAGUACGAAAACUGAUGACAUCUACAGUUUCGUUCCUGACACCUGAAGCUGUCUCCAAUUUCCCUCCUAAAGUUUUCUCGUCUAUGACUGUUGAACAGCUGAGAAAUUUGGGACCAGAAAAUUAUGGUGCUGUAACUGAAGCACAGAAGAAAGCACUGUCACCGGGGCAGAUCGAUGCUUUGAAAGAAAAUAUUGGAAUUGCACGCAGCACAAGUGGUGCAGGUUCGAUUUACUGGAAUCCUGUGAUCAUGUUGACCCUUCUGGUUCUCAGCUUGACAGCGGCACUCCAUUAAAAUGUGAAUUAAAGAACUGGAAAAAUCUCAAUCGCUGAGCAACGAGAAAGUAAAACAACAAAUACAGUUAACCAUUGAAAUUCUAGGUUAAAUUUAUAAACCACUGUAAAUUUCUUACCGUUGGUAUUGCAGAGAUAAUUGGAUCGUCUUAAAAAAAUGUUACAGCUAAAGAAAAGGAAUUUCUCCCAAGAUUGUGAAGCACAAAUCUAUUGAAUAAUACAGCCUGUUAGCAACACAGAUUUAAUUUUAAAUGUCUCGACUCAAAUCUUACUGGAAGGGAGCAUGGCUAAAUAAAAAGACAAUUGAAAGAAAAUGGGGCAUUCUGGUUAAGGAAAUUUAUACAUGAUAUGCAGGGAUUUUUUUUUAACCUGCAAGUACAUCGUAACUAGUUAAUGUUAAAAUAAAAACAUGAUUGGAAUGAAAUAAGCUAAGGUACAUAUGAUUGCAGAGAUUGCAUUACAUAAAUAGAAAAUGGCCCUUUGAGUGCCCAUUAAUCCAAGUGAGGUCCUGAACUAAUUUCUAUUGCUUGAAUGGUUUGAAGAAGAACUUUUUAAAGCCUAGUGUUUUUUUUAACCAAACUAUGGCUGGAUUCUAUUUUUUUUCUCACUAUUUGACUUUCUCUAAAGGGAGUACAGUAGUAUUGUGCUAGAGUGGAGAUAAAGAUUUAAGUUUAGUCAGAAUGCUGAGAGAUUAUGAUCAGCUGAGCAUUUCUGCUGUGAAUUUCAUAGCAUUCCAAAAUUAUCAGAUUAUUUUUGAUGUGGUUAGUCUGUGGUAUGUUGAUGAAAUAUUUCCUCUGUUGGCUGGAAGGAAAUAUAUCUGACCUUUAUAGAAGUUUGGGUGAUUUAGUGAAGGUAAAGGGUUGAGUGUGUUAACAUUUCUUUAUAGCCUGACAGGAAAAAAUUGAGAUGAUCAGGUUUACUUCACUUCACCUGAUUACUUAAGUUACUUAAGUCGAAGCAUGGCCAUGUCACCAAUGUAACACCUAUUUCACUUUAGUCUGGUGUAGUCUCAACAGGACAGAAAAUAUCAACCAUUCUGUGCAAUCCAGUCAGUCCAGCUCUCAUGAGUCAUAAAUAUGUGCAAUGUGUACGAUCAGACAUUUUGGCACACAUUAGAACAUUUGAAGUAACUGAAAUAGCUGGUAAAAAUUUGCUAAAAUACUGGAUUGGAAUAUAAACCCAUUUAGUACCUAUCCACUCAAAUGGAAAAUUUAAACACCAUUAUGCCGACCAGAGGGGACAAAUUGGAUAAAGUAUUACAUGAACUGCUGAUCUGUUAUCCCCCGUCUUGUGCUUCCAGCCAUGGCAAAUUUUGCUUCAUAACUUCUCCCAAAAAAUGUGUUUGCAAGGGUUUUUAAAAACAUGUUAAUUAUAAUGUAUAACCAGACAGUUGAUAAGAUCACUUUGCACCAGGAUAACUUUCUUUAAGAGGAUUAGUUACGGUGACAAUUUACAAAUAGUAAUUUCUAGGACAAAGUUCAUGUGUAUAUUUAUCUUCACUAGGAUUACAUUUACUACAGAAUAUUUCUCAAGCCUAAAUAGACAACCAAGCUUUUUUCACCGUUACUUUAUAAAUUGUCUAAAAUAAGCAUUUAUUUAGUUUGAUCUUUCUGCACAAAUAUGAUCACAGGUCUGGUGUCUGCAGAAUAUUAGAUUUGUAUGUUUAAGUCGUCAAUCUCAGAAAGUAAUCAUUUACUUUAACCUUUGAAGAGGAGAUUCUUCUGGCCUUUGUGUCUGCAUAAUCCUUUUAGAGAAAAUUAAUUAAAAAAAAUAAGAACAUAUUGAAUCGUAUUUUUCCAAAUCAUACCUUAUCUGACAUCAGGAAAGCAUAGAGAUCCAUCAAGAAUUGCUGCUGAAGACUGUAGGCUAUCUUUGUCAGUAACAGUGAACAGAAAGAAUUGCAACUUAAUGCCUGAACAUUCAAAUUAAGCAUUUGUCUUGAAUAAACUGUUCUUAUUAGAGUACUUGUUUAUCAAAAAAGAGAAUAGUCAUAAUAAUUUAUGCUGAGAAGUGUUGUGAUAUACUUACAAGGGAAACAAUAUAAAAUAUGAAUAGAAAGGUGUCAGAUCAAACAAACAUGAAGUGCAAAUUACUUCAGUGUAUCGAUAUUAUUUCAUAUACUUAAACAGAAGUUCUCGAGGGUAACUGUACCAAUUACUGUUAUAAUAUUUUUGAAAAAUAAUGGGGAUAGGGAAAUUGCACAUGAUGAUUGUACAGCAGAUCUUGCUGCAUAAAAGCUUUUUUCAACUAUUAAUUGCAGGCCAGGCACAUUGCUUAUUGUUUGUUUUAUUCAAUUGUGAUCAAAAAUAUGUUUUUAUCUAAAAAAUGAAGAUUCAGAUAGGAGGAAUAUAAUUAUCCCCGUUGUAAUUAUUUCUGGUGUAGCUAUUAUUCAAUUUGCUUGCUAAGUAAAUAAUGAAAUGGCUGUUGA